AUGGAAACUUAUCUGCAAACCACCUAUAAAACAUGUCAAUCUUUCGAUUAUUUCGAAUCCAAUGAUUUUCUCAAAAUCACACUUCGAAUUAUUUCUAUCAUCACAUUUCCUCUAACUAUUUAUUGCACAUUUUUGAUAAUUUAUGUGACGCCAGAAUCAAUGAAAAAUGUGAAAAGUUGUUUUUUGUAUGUUCAUUUUUUCACUUUUUUGUUUGAUUGUGUUGAUGUGUUAUUGCUGGAACCGUAUUUGUUUUUGCCUGCUCCAGUGGUUUAUUUCAAUGGUAUUUUUUAUGGGUAUUUUGGAAUCAAUCAUCAUAUUUUGGUUUGGUUCGGACAAUAUUCGAUUUAUUGUAAGUAGUUUAAUCCCCGUCUGAUCAAAUAUUUCAAUUUCGAAGAGAAAUUCUUAGCAAAACUCAGAACACAAUACAUAGACUCUGAAGUUUCAAGAACAGGUGUUGAUUUCGUAUAAUAUUUCUGACAAUGAGAUGUUUUUUCAGUGGUCGGAAUGUCAGUAAUAUUUUUAUAUCAAUCUCGUCACAGUAUGAUAAUCACAGCCAAAUAUCGAAUCACUAGAACCAGCACCAAAAUAAUUUAUCACACGAUUAGUUAUCUUUUUGGAGCAAUUGUUUUAGCUGUAUACAAUUUACAAGGUAAAAGAAUGGGCGUGGCACACACGAUAAUAUUUGACCAUUUUUCCAAUCCUGGCACGCUUUUUUCCCAAAAGUGUUUUACUAACAAACAUUUUGUAGAUUACGAUCAGGAUACGGUCAAACUUAAAUUCCUCCAAAUUUAUCCAUGUCCUCCAAUUGAAUAUUUCGAUCAAAAUGCGCGAGUUAUCACACCAAAUCUCUCCCUAAUCAUAUAUUUUCAAUUAAUUGCCAUAAUUUGGAUAGUUUGUCAUGGUCUAUUUUGGGUUCUCAGAACGGUUCAUGAACUCACCAAAAAGACUUCGAAUAUUUCAAAAAAGACGAGAGAAAUGCAAUUGAAGUUUAUCUAUACAGUUAGUAUUCAAAUAGCGAUUCCAUUGUUGGUUAUGGUUUUUCCGGUUUCAUAUUUUACUUAUAUGAUCGCGGCUUCAUCUAUUAGUCAAUUUAUGGAUAAUUUUAUAGUUUUGUCAAUGGGUUUACAUGGAUUACUUUCGAAUAUUGCAUUGAUUUUGGUUCAGAAACCUUAUCGAGAUUUCACUUUUUGUUUUAUUUGUAAAAACAAACAUGAGAAAAAGGUGUUUUCAAAAGUUAGUCGUCAGCUUUAA
Messenger RNA from Caenorhabditis angaria, 1251 nucleotides. Lineage: Eukaryota; Metazoa; Nematoda; Chromadorea; Rhabditida; Rhabditidae. The record is from the annotation of a GenBank genome assembly.